AUGCCACCAAAGGGAUGGAGAAAGAACGCAGAUGGUCAAUACCCUCAACCUGCAAAAGAUUCUGAAUUGAUCUCUAUCGAUGAGAUAUUAUUCCCAAGAAGCACGGUUCUAAAACUAGCCAAGGGAAUCAUUAAUGAAGAAGAUGGAAGUAAUAAUAUGAUCAUAGCCAAGGAUGCAUUGAUAGCCAUACAACGAUCAGCUACUGUGUUUGUAUCGCAUGUGAUGUUUCAUGCUAAUCAAUCUUCUAAGGCUGAAAGUAGGAAAACCGUUAAUACUCAAGAUAUUUUAACUGCUUUAGAUAGAGCUGAAUUUUCAGGUUUUAUUCCUGAAGUUAAAGAGAAUUUAGCUGUAUAUGAACAUAAUCAAGCUAUUAAGAAGAAACAAAAGUUGGAUAUUAAGAAUAAAGCUAUUAAAGAGGGAGAGCAUGCCACUGAAUCACCUGAAUCAAGUUCGAAGAAAUUAAAAGAUAAUACUGAAAAAGCAGUUGCUGUAAAUGGUAAGGCUGAAGAUGAUGAAGAUGAAGUAGAAGAUGACAGUGAUGUCGAGAUAGUGGAAGAAGAGGAAGAAGAAGAACAAGAUGAUGAUGAUGAAGUUGAGGAUGAUGAAGAAGAAUCAGCUACAGCCAACCCUAUUGCUCAACUUGGUAAAGAAGAAGCAGAAUUAGGAGGUACAGAACCAGAAGCAGAACCUGAACAAGAUUCUGACAAUAGCGAUGAAGAAGAUGAAUAA
Messenger RNA from Scheffersomyces coipomensis, 729 nucleotides. It is a transcript of the gene DPB4, whose product is annotated as DNA polymerase epsilon noncatalytic subunit. Gene Ontology annotation, biological process: heterochromatin formation; leading strand elongation; DNA damage response. The record is from RefSeq and is a predicted model, not a curated record. Lineage: Eukaryota; Fungi; Ascomycota; Pichiomycetes; Serinales; Debaryomycetaceae. Bases 1 to 729 code for a protein of 242 amino acids. Gene Ontology annotation, cellular component: CHRAC; epsilon DNA polymerase complex. Gene Ontology annotation, molecular function: protein heterodimerization activity; chromatin DNA binding. The transcript has a single exon.